AUGGCUACCAUUCCGGCACUUAACUACCCUAUCACCGGGCCCCCAAGACCUUCUCCUGCUCCUGCUGACGGAUCUGUUCCUUUGAGGCGUGAGAUUCGUGAUCUCCAACGCAACUUUCCUGAUCAAUGGACGCUUUACAUACUUGGUCUUCAGGCUUUUCAACAACUGGACCAAAAGUCAGAUCUAUCAUGGUAUGGAAUUGCGGGUAUUCAUGGACGCCCCUAUCGUCCCUGGGGUGGAGUACAAGGAGAUAACCCGGCUGGAUGGCAGGGCUACUGUACCCACAGCUCCAUUCUCUUUGCACCAUGGCAUCGUCCAUACCUUGCGUUGUUUGAGCAAUACCUGUAUCAAAUCAUAAAAAAUAUUGCUGCUACAUUCCCCGCUUCCACAAAGACCCGUUAUCAACAAGCUGCGUUGACUUUCCGUAUGCCAUACUGGGACUGGGCUGCUACACCACCCGCUGGUGACAAGUACCUACCUACUGCCGUUGGACAACCAUUGAUCCAAAUCAUCACUCCAACCUCAAAUAAUAAACCAGUUCAAAUCAAUAACCCCCUCUAUUCCUACAAAUUCAAUCCUUUGAAUCCUUUAAAGGGUGACUUUCCUAGUGCUCCGGAAUCACGAUGGCCAACCACUCUUCGAUAUCCAACCAAUGGAAGUGCAACCGCCAAAUCUCAAGAGCAACAGGUCUUUGACGCUAUGGAAUCACAAUUUGAUUCUUACCAGAGCAAUGUUUAUUUAAUCAUGAGAGAUCCCAAUUAUAAGCAGUUCGAUGCGUUUAGCAAUCACCAAUGGGCAUCGAACAAUGCUCCGGGGACAUACGGUAGUAUCGAGGAUGUACACAAUAGUCUUCAUAGUGAAACGGGCGGGAAUGGACAGAUGGGCGAUCCUGAUUACGCAGCUUUCGAUCCAUUAUUUUGGUUACAUCAUACCAAUGUUGAUCGACAAUUUGCCAUCUGGCAAGCUUUGAACCCCAACAGCUAUGCAAUCAACAAACCUUCUGGCGAUGGAACUUUUUCUAUCCAAAGCGGCAGUCAAGAAACCAGCACUACCCCCUUGACGCCAUUUAACGAUGCCACUGGAAAAUCCUACUGGACUUCCGAUGGCGUGCGUAGCACAGCCACAUUCAACUACGCCUACCCAGAGACUCAACAAUGGAAAUAUCCUACUAUCCAGCAAUAUCAAACAAGUGUUCUCGCCGCAGUGCAGACAUUGUAUGGUGCUACUAGUAACCAAUUCAUGCAAUUGAUGGGCGUACAAACUGCUGCUGCACCUGUACAAAUUUCUACUCAGGCCGAAAAGGUUGUUGCAGACAGCAUCGAUACAGCUCAGAAACCUAUUGGUGAUGGUGCUGCUUCAUCUUCUCACGGACAUAAGUUUUUGUCAAACCUUCUUCAUAGUUCCGCCAAGGCGAAGCCUAAGCCCGGGGACGCUGUUCGAGGUGGAGACGAUUUUGAGUCUGAGAUUGGAAAAUCAUCUAAAGCUCCUGCAACCGCGGGACCAAUCAAAUACCGCGAAUACAUUGCCAAUAUCCGUGCUCCCAAGCAUAUUCUUCGCCAAACCUAUCGCGUCCGAAUCUUCCUCGGAGAUUUCAAUUCCGAUCCUACAACUUGGGCAACCGAACAAUCCACCAUCGGCACCUUUUCUUCCUUUGGCAAGAAUCCCGAAACCACCGGCUGCGGAAAAUGCAUCAAGGACGAAGCACGCUCCCUGAUGAUUUCCGGCACCGUCCCCUUAACCCCCAUCCUCCUCAAACUGUACAAGAAUGGCGAUCUCGGAUCUCUCGAAACCGAGAACGUCAUUCCGUAUCUGAGACAAAAUCUCCACUGGAGAGUUACGCUAGCUGAUGGGACUGAGAUUGACAGGGGAAGUGUUGAGGGACUUAAGAUUAGUGUUGUGAGUACGGAGAUGAGGUGUGCACAAGGAGGAUUCCCGGAAUAUAGUGGGGAGUAUGAGGUGCAUAGCGAGGUCACAGGAGGGAGACCGGCAGGUUUGGGAGAGGGAGAUAGGAUUUAA
Molecule: messenger RNA, 2016 nt
Organism: Botrytis byssoidea
Lineage: Eukaryota; Fungi; Ascomycota; Leotiomycetes; Helotiales; Sclerotiniaceae
Exons: 8
Coding region: 1-2016 (671 amino acids)
Molecular function (GO): oxidoreductase activity
Source: RefSeq, a predicted model, not a curated record